AUGUUCACGAAAGACAGCAACCGCCUGAUAUUCUCCUUCGAUGCCGAACAGCUAUGGGUCGAGCCAUGGGGAGCAAACGCCCUUCGCAUCAGAGCAACAAAGAUGAGCACCAUGCCAUCAGACAGCUGGGCACUGCUAGAACCCGUCAAAGCCUCACCGACAAUUGAUAUCAGCGACGAUUUCGCCUCCCUUGCCAACGGCACCAUCAAGGCCACUAUCACCAAGCGCGGGAAACUCACAAUCCACAAUUCUGCCGGCAAGCUGCUGCUCGAGGAAUUCGCCCGCCACCGCCGCGACGUGCGAGAUCCGAAAACCUCCGCGCUCGAAAUCGAAGCUCGAGAGUUCAAGCCCAUCACCGGCGGCGAUUAUCAAUUGACAGCUAGAUUCGAAAGUUUGGAUCCAAAGGAGAAAAUCUACGGUAUGGGACAAUACCAGCAGCCGUACCUCGACAUCAAGGGCACGCAGCUUGAACUCGCGCACCGCAAUUCUCAGGCUAGCGUGCCGUUUGCAGUAUCGUCAAGGGGGUACGGCUUCCUGUGGAACAACCCCAGUAUCGGCAAAGCUAUAUUCGGCAAGAACGUGAUGAGUUUUGAAGCGCUAUCUACCAAGGCGCUGGACUAUUGGGUUGUAGCUGGCGACACGCCUGCGCAGAUUGUCGAGAGCUAUGCAGAUGCGACGGGAAAAGUGCCCAUGAUGCCGGAGUACGGACUGGGCUUCUGGCAGUGUAAGCUCAGGUAUCAAACGCAGGAGGAGCUUCUUGAAGUAGCACGCGAAUACAAAAGACGGGAGCUUCCCAUCGAUCUCAUCGUCAUCGAUUUCUUCCACUGGCCGAAGCAGGGAGAUUGGAAGUUCGACGAAACGUACUGGCCUGAUCCGGACGCCAUGAUAGAAGAGCUGAAGGAAAUGGGAAUAGAGCUCAUGGUCUCGGUAUGGCCGACUGUAGACCGUCACUCCGAGAACUUCGAAGAGAUGGUCGAGAAAGGGUAUCUUAUCCGCACCGAUCGCGGCGUACGCAUAGCCAUGACUUUCCAGGGUAACACCGUGCACUUUGACCCCACGAACCCUGGUUCCCGGGCGUACGUCUGGGGUAAGGCAAAGCAGAACUACUUCGAUAAAGGCAUCAAGGUGUUCUGGCUGGACGAAGCCGAGCCGGAAUACCGUGUCUACGACUUUGAUAAUUACAGGUACCAUGCAGGCCCCAACAUCGCUAUCGGUAACACCUACCCCCUCGAAUAUGCACGCACUUUCUACGAAGGUCAGAGUGCCGCUGGUCAGACGCAGAUCGUAAACCUCAUCCGCUGCGCAUGGGCCGGCAGCCAGAAGUACGGGGCACUCGUCUGGAGCGGGGACAUCGCUUCCUCGUGGGACAGUCUGCGAAGCCAACUAGCAGCAGGCUUGAACAUGGGACUCAGCGGCCUUCCAUGGUGGACCACCGACAUCGGAGGAUUCCACGGCGGUGAUCCACGAGACGAGGCGUUCCGAGAAAUAUUUGUGCGAUGGUUCCAGUGGGGGACAUUUUGUCCGGUUAUGCGGCUACACGGGGACCGAGAGCCUCGACAGCCGCAGCAUGGGACGACGGGCGGGGCGGCAUGUAGGUCUGGUGCGCCAAAUGAAGUGUGGAGCUACGGGGAAGAGGUUUAUGGCAUAUGUAAGAGGUAUCUGGGUAUAAGGGAGGAGCUCAGGGAGUACACGAGGCAGUUGAUGAGGGAGGCAAGCGAAAAGGGGAGUCCAGUGAUAAGGACAUUGUUUUAUGUUUUCCCGGAUGACGAGAGAUGUUGGGAGGUUGAGGAGGCGUACAUGUAUGGUGAUAGGUAUCUAGUGAGUCCGGUACUUGCGGCGGGUAAGAGGAAUUUGCAGGUGUAUCUUCCGAAAGGAGCCGAGUGGAGAGAUUAUUGGGGCGAGAAGGCGUGGGAUGGUGGUCAGACAGUGGAAGUCGAGUGUCCACUUCAAAGGAUCCCGGUGUUUGUGCGGCAGUGA
Didymosphaeria variabile is the source of this 1977-nucleotide messenger RNA. RefSeq lists its product as uncharacterized. Lineage: Eukaryota; Fungi; Ascomycota; Dothideomycetes; Pleosporales; Didymosphaeriaceae. Gene Ontology annotation, biological process: carbohydrate metabolic process. The record is from RefSeq and is a predicted model, not a curated record. Bases 1 to 1977 code for a protein of 658 amino acids. The transcript has a single exon. Gene Ontology annotation, molecular function: hydrolase activity, hydrolyzing O-glycosyl compounds; carbohydrate binding.